UAAUAGAUCCAUAUAUUCUCAAGUCAGCCUGGGGAUACUGACCUGUGCUUGCCAUUACCUUUUUUCUUGUUAUUUUAUUUUAUUUUGUUUUUUUUUUUACGUGGAUGUAUGUCCUUGUUGUUUUAUUAGUGUGACCAUAGUCUGUUUAUAUCAUGCUGGCAUGCGUCUCUUUCCCUCUCUCCCUCUCUGUAUUGUUGUGUUUCCAUGUCUUCCCGUCUGUCCCUCCCCCUUGCUCCCUCCAUCACUUUUGUUGCGCUUUCUCAAUAGUCUUCUCGAUUUCUGUUUUGUCCAACUUUCAGAACUGGAAUGUACCAAAACCACACCAAAGACACCAACAACAACUGCAAUAAACGGCUUCUCUGUGAUCACAAGGAAAAGCUUAUCCAGGCUAUUAAAAGAAUCAAGCACGAGGUAGAUGAGUGCAGAGAAGCAGAGAGAGAGACAUACGCAGAGUCAGUGGAAGUAGAGAGCAGUUUCGAUGACCUGGAAAGAGAAAUCAGAGCCGAGUUUCAGAACCUCCACCGUUUCCUGGAUGAGGAGGAGUAUAAGGACUUGGAGCGACUGAGGAGGGAGAGACAGAAACAACUAAAGCAGCUGAAGGAAAGAGAGAAGAAAAUAGCAGAGCAAGGGAAAGACCUGGAGAGAGCAAUCACAGUGCUCAACAGCAAACUGUCUGAGGAGGACAGUCCUAAACUGCUCAAAGUGAGGAGGCGUUUUCCCUACCAAAAACAGAAGACACUACCUAUGACUACCACUCAAGAAAUUCAAGAUCUCAUCAAAAGGUCUCAGGUCAGCUUUGUUCUUCCAGCAGAGGUGGACACCGAGGUGCGCUCCGGCCAGUUUGUGGGGCCCAUUCAGUACAGGAUAUGGAAGCACAUGAAAAACUGCCUUUAUCCAAAUAUUACAUUGGUGACCUUUGAUCCUGAGACAGCCCACCCUAAUUUGUCCAUGUCCGAGUCUUGCACCUCAGUGUGGUUUGAGGAGAAUAAGGACACGAAGGAUUGUCAGGCCAAUCCACGACGGUUCCACUAUUAUUACUGUGUGCUGGGCCAUCAGAGCUUCACCACAGGUCGACACUACUGGGAGGUGGAGGUUGGACAUAAGACAGCAUGGAGGUUGGGCGUGGCUCGAGAAGAUGUCCCAAGAGGGGAGAUGGCUGCUACAGGCACCACCAAUGGCCUCUGGACCCUGGCCCGGAAGGGAGGCUCUAUCCUAGCCUGCACCGACCCAAAACCCACCAAGGUCAAAGUAUCUGUCUGUCUUGUCCGCAUUGGUGUGUUCUUAGACUGUGAGAAAGAGGAGGUGUCUUUCUAUAAUGCUAUUACCAUGGCGCCAAUCUACACCUUCACUUUGGGUACAGUCAUGGUUCCCCUUUUCCCCUUCUACAAUCCAUGUGACACAGAUGAUGGGAAGAACACGGCAGCAAUUAAAAUCUUUAACCCUUCACUAUGAUAAGGGGCCUUUCUCAACAGCUUGAACACUGAUGGUCAGGCAGAGAUCUGCAAUACAAAUUUUAUAUUAGUAGAAUGUUAUUAAUAUAUUUAGAACCGAAAGGAAGCAAAAAAUUGGCUAUUAAUUUGAAAGAAAAUAAGAAGAAAAUAAGAAAAUUAUUUGGCAACUAAUCCAGCUUUUCCAAUUUGAAGGCCAAUUUGUGGCUUUUCUUUUAUCUUAUGU
Scatophagus argus is the source of this 1674-nucleotide messenger RNA. RefSeq names its product zinc-binding protein A33. NCBI's taxonomy places the organism in Eukaryota, Metazoa, Chordata, Actinopteri, Scatophagidae. Bases 307 to 1452 code for a protein of 381 amino acids. Gene Ontology annotation, molecular function: protein binding. The record is from RefSeq and is a predicted model, not a curated record. The transcript is spliced from 6 exons.